AUGGCUUCCUUAGAGAGGACACUCGGCGUCACGCCGCCCAUCACGACAACUCUGCCCACCCCCGACGAGGUCAAAUCGACAGAGGCGCUCUUGGAAGAGCUCAAGCGUCAGGGCACCUUCGAGUCACCCGACGAGACAACCAAACGAAACAAGGUUCUCGAUGAUUUACAGCGCAUCACUGAUGAAUUCGUCCGCCGCAUUGCCAAGAAGAAGGAACCACAUAACACGGCCCUAAUCCGAGAAGCUCGUGGAGAAGUCUUCACAUACGGUAGUUUCUGUCUUGGUGUCUACGGCCCCGGCUCCGAUAUUGAUACUCUCGUCUGCGCUCCGAAAUAUGUGACCCGCCAGCAUUACUUUGAAGACUUUCCUGGCAUCCUUGUCGAGAUGGCCCCCAAGGGUGCCAUUACCGAUCUGACGCCCGUCCAGGACGCCUUUGUUCCCAUCAUCAAGUUCGAGUAUUGGGGUAUUAGCAUUGAUCUAAUUUUCGCCCGCAUUGCCACUCUUACGCAGUUCCCACCCCAUAAAGAGUUGUUUCUCACCGAAAACAAGUACCUACGGGGACUCGACGAGGCUGAGCUUCGCUCCGUCAACGGAACCCGUGUCACCAACGAGAUACUGAAUCUUGUUCCUGAGAAGGCGACGUUCCGUCUGGCAUUGCGUGCGAUUAAGCUGUGGGCUCAGCGACGUGCCAUAUAUGCAAAUAUUAUUGGUUUUCCUGGAGGAGUCGUCUGGGCCAUGUUGGUGGCGAGAAUAUGCCAGCUAUAUCCAAAGGCUGCCGCGGCUGUCAUCGUUGCCAGAUUCUUUGUCAUCAUUGGACAAUGGCCUUGGCCAUCGCCUGUCAUGUUGAAGCACAUGGAGGAUGGUCCUCUCAACGUGCGCGUCUGGAACCCCAAGGUGUACAAGGGUGAUAGCUUCCAUUUGAUGCCCGUCAUUACUCCUGCAUAUCCCCAGAUGUGUGCAACGUUCAACAUUACGCAUUCCAAUAAGGCCAUUAUACAACGAGAGCUGCAACGCGCAAAGGGCAUUGCAAGCGAGAUCUUGUUAGGUGUGCUCCCGUGGGAGCAUCUGUUUGUCAAACACACCUUCUUCACAAACGGCUACAAAUACUACUUGGCUGUGGUUGUUACAUCCAAGGACAAGGAAGCCCACAAAAUCUGGUCUGGUUUCGUCGAAAGCAAAGUAAGAGUGCUAGUCGCCAGUGUAGAACGCCAUGCUUCCAUCGCAAUUGCACAUCCUUUUAACAAGGGCUUUGAUCGUCUGCACAAGGUGGGCAACGAGGACCAGCUGAGCGACGUCAUCGAUGGGAAGCUAGACUACGUAUGCAAGGAGGAGGAGCAGGAGUCGGAAGGCCAGGCUGCUCAAAGCGGUGCCAUCAAGAACGAAACCGUGGAGACGAAACCGCAAAUCGGAAACGGAGUUACUCCCACCACGUCACCUGCCGAACCUGCCCUACGUAUCAAGCCAGACCCAGAAAGCGAGACAAAGGUGGGAUUAGCAGAUCUCCCUGUGAAAGCAGAUCCCGAAAGCGAAAUGAAGGUGAAAUUGGAAGACCUGCCUGUCCAAGGCGGUAAGGUGUUUACGACUACCCACUACAUUGGUCUUGAGCUUGCGGAAGGUGCCAAAUCUCUGGAUCUCUCGUUCCAGGUCAAUGAAUUCAAAGACCUCUGCUUCAGUUGGGAUAAGUAUCAGGCUGAGCUGAACUUCUUGAGCAUCCAGCACGUAAGGAACAUUAACCUCCCCGACGAUGUGUUCGAACCCGGCGAAGUCAAGCCCACUCGUCCGCUUAAGAGAGCGGGCGCAGCCAACGGAGCUGCAGUGCCAAAGAAUGUCAAGCGGCCCAACCCAUCGCCGGCAGAUGACCAACCGUCUGCCAAACGACAGCAGCCAACAGCAGCAGGCUGA
This is a messenger RNA of Pestalotiopsis fici W106-1, 1902 nucleotides long. RefSeq lists its product as uncharacterized. Gene Ontology annotation, cellular component: nucleus. NCBI's taxonomy places the organism in Eukaryota, Fungi, Ascomycota, Sordariomycetes, Amphisphaeriales, Sporocadaceae. Bases 1 to 1902 code for a protein of 633 amino acids. The record is from RefSeq and is a predicted model, not a curated record. Gene Ontology annotation, molecular function: RNA binding; poly(A) RNA polymerase activity. The transcript is spliced from 5 exons.